AGUUCGCCUGUAGAAAAUUUAACGCGACGACAGGCUGUGACGGACCGGCGAGAGAGUUCCGGAGCAGAGUUUAAGGCUUGCAAUGUACAAAUAUAAAAUGGACGCUUUGUUACCUGAGAUGAACCUCUACGGUAAUUACUCAUAUCUGGAUUCGGGAUUUAACGAUCCCUCUUUCAUCGAAUCCCUUUCGCUUUCUCACACUUCGUCAAUCGUCAACGAUGAUUUGCUACGGGAGAGGAUUUCUUCAUCGACUGACAAAGCUAACAAAAGUCGAAAGAGUCCACCAAAGCACCGGCACGACGGGACCUCGCCGCUUCCUUUAGGGAUGGAUUGGAGUCCUUCCCCUUGCGUAUGGGAUGGACAUGAUACCAUUUGGCCACAUGAUUCUCAUACAGGAUGGAGUUACUGUGCCACUAUUCCUUCUUGGACUAUCUCUUUACGCCCCAGAGGUUCAGCUACUGUAGUGUUUUAUAGGGUUCAAAUUGGUUUACAAUCACCUGAUGGGUUCACAACCACGCGAGAGAUACUACGAAGAUUUAGUGAUUUCUUAAAGCUAUCUUCAAAGCUGAAGAAAGAAUUUCCAAAGAAGAAGUUGCCCCCUGCUCCUUCAAAGGAGCUUCUGAGAAUGCAAAGCCAUGAGCUUUUGGAAGAACGUAGGUGUUUACUGGAGGAUUGGAUGAUGAAAGUAUUGUCUGACAUCGAGUUAUCAAGAAGUGCCUCCAUAGGGAUCUUUCUCGAACUUGAAGCAGCUGCAAGGUCGUCAUUCUAUGAAUUGAAUCAGAACGUUGCAGAUGUGAAUCCAUCCAUCAGUGUAGCUCCAUCGAUUCAAUUCUUAAAUAGUUCAGAUGUUUCUUUACUUGCUGGUUCAUCAUCAUUUGCUUCUGAUUGCGGCAAUGAUUCUGCUUAUGGGACCCCUGAACUGGGAUCUCCAAUGGAGGGCAUGAGCCAGUUUCAUGAACGUGACAAUGCAGCAAUUUACCAGGGCUUCACCCAUUCAGGGGAAGUAAUUUCUGAGGAUGCCUGCUUAAAACAUCGUGACAACAAACCAAUGAAGGAUUCUGAACAAGGGAACCAGGAAAGUCAUUUGAAAAUGCCCUCCACAGGAAGUGAGACUGAUGUUUCCACCAAGAGAGUCAUAGAUAGUGCUCAUGUCAAACGGAGUCUCGAAACUGAUAUUUCUACAGAAAAAAUCUCAGACAUUUCAAAUUUCUUGAAGCUUGAACCAUUGAGGAACACCUCACGUGACCAUGCUGAAGGUGCUGAUUUUUCAGGACUUAAUACACCAGGAAGCUCCAACCUACAGUCCCCGGACCAUUUACAAGUUGUUAUUCAAUCGGAUGAACAAAAUAAAUUGAAUAGAAUUCUCAGUACUAUGCAACUGAGGCUGGCCACAGCAAAAACUGACAUUGAAGAUCUCCUGUCGAGAUUAAAUCAAGAGCUUGCUGUGAGACAGUAUCUUGCCACAAAGGUCAAAGAUUUGGAAAUUGAGCUUGAUUCUCUAAAACAGAGUGGCAAAGAGAACCUGCAGCAAGCAGUUCUAACUGAGAAGGAAAAAUUUACUCAAAUGCAAUGGGAUAUGGAGGAACUUAGAAGAAAGUGUGUGGAGAUGGAAUUGAAGCUGGCGGCUGAACAGGCUGACAAGAUGCGGAUGGAAUCAACGCAAAGAAUCUUAGUACAAGAGAAUGAAAGACUGUACCAAGAGUUGGAUGCUGCUCAACAGCAGAACAAUAGCUUGCAGAAACUCCAUUUGGAGUUGGAGUCGAAGUCCAACACAGAUGUCAAACUUUUAGUCAAGGAGGUUAAAUCUCUACGAAGUUCCCACACAGAACUCAAGCAAGAGCUCAGCAAAUUGGCAAAAGAGAAGGCAGAAGUUGAAAUGAUUUUACGGGAGGAAAGGCAAACUAGGGAACAUGCUACUGCUGCAAAUAUUAAGUUGCUGCAUGAGUAUGAAAUUCUUCGCAGUAGACUUGAGGAAUGCAGUGUCAGUUUUCUCAUCGAGGAAGAAAAUAAACUGGUCCUGGAUGCUUCUAUCCCUUCUGAUGCCAUUGAUAUACUGUCAACAUCUGAUGAUCGAAUAGGUCUACUUCUUGCAGAGGCCCAGCUGCUAGCACCAGAUGUUGAAACUACCAUUGCAGGGAGAAAUCUUGAUGGAGAAUAUUCCAGGACAGCAGUGGAUGAAUUGAGGAAACAACUAGCUGAUGUUUGUGUUGACAAUGCCAAAUUGAGGAAACAGAUGAAUUCUGUCAUUCGUUAUGCACUACAAACAGCUGAUAGAUCAAAGGACAAUGAGGAAGAGAGCCCUUCAACAAAGACAGCUCUUACGAAGUCUUUAGAUGGAUGAUUUUUAAAACGCAAAACACGUAUCUAUAAUAAAACGUGGAGAAGCUUGUAUAAUAUUUCCUCCUUUCUCUUAUACUCGCAAAACACGUAUCUAUAAUAAAACAUGGAGAAGCUUGUAUAAUA
Molecule: messenger RNA, 2463 nt
Organism: Solanum stenotomum
Lineage: Eukaryota; Viridiplantae; Streptophyta; Magnoliopsida; Solanales; Solanaceae
Product: PX domain-containing protein EREX-like
Exons: 10
Coding region: 83-2341 (752 amino acids)
Biological process (GO): protein transport
Molecular function (GO): phosphatidylinositol binding
Source: RefSeq, a predicted model, not a curated record